AUGGAUCAGCCCGCCAUGUCGAAAGCGCCGUCUACGAUGUCGACAACCACAACCCCCAUCAGAUCUUUGUCGUCUGAGACGACGAAAGUCGCCGAAUCCUACUGGCUGCGGAGGCAGAUGUCACGACAUGCUGAGCAGUCAGAUAGUGAAGAGAACACCAGCAGCAGUGACCAAACGGCCCUCCAACCGCCACGAGUGUCACCAAAGUCCCGCUCUUUGUCGGAUGCAGCGAAACAUACCCUCUUACAACCAUCACCUCUUCGGGACUUUCCACCGUCAACGAAAGACGACAUCGCCCUGACUAACCCCCCCACAACCCCGCAAAGGACUCCAGCUCGUCAGCCAUCAGCGCAUGGUCUCACUCUCCAACUCCCCCGAGCAGCGGCUUCUACUCCAGGACAAUCAGCCGCGACAACUCGCGCUCCUCUUUCCCCCAAACUUGAUGCGGCGCAGAUAUACGGAUCACCUGCAUCAGCCAUACCACGUCGCUCACGCGGCUUGGACUUUUCUCGCGCUUGCACAAAUCUCCACCACUCUACUCUCGCCGAAUCAUCACCAGAAUCCUCCCCCAGCAUUGGCAGCCGUGGAAUCAAUAUCCCGCAGCGACGAGGUGGCCCACCUACAUUUGGGUCACCUGGUGUAGGCAUGGGGCCACAAUCCAGCAGCAUCCCAGGCGAUCGAACCGGAUUGUCCAGCUCAGUUUCGAGCGUCAACAUGAUGGAGUCAGACACCAGCAGUAGUGAAGACGAUGAUGACGAGUCGAUGAACCCGGAUCGCGACGACAUGAUGAUCACAGCCACACCACAAGCGAGUAAAAUGAUAGGCAGCCUGGCCAAUCCUUUCGGCGCCCCAGUCCCUAGUCCAGGCAAUGACUGGAUGGGUGGCUACUCUCCAGCUGCCGCCAGUCUGGUCAGUUUUCAACGGGCACGGUUUCGCAAAUCCCGUAAUAGUCGUCAUAGUUCGAGCAGCGCCAGUGGGAAUAGCUCAAAACCUAGUCCAGCCCCCUUGUCACCGCCCGUUUUAAAAAGCAUCGAGGCCUCUAGUGGGGGAUAUUUUGCUCGUGAAAUGACCAAGGGAGCAGUGCAAUCACGACGAGAAAGCUUGAGCUUGGGAACCAGGGAUCUGCACCUUUCAGACAUGAGCGACGAUGGGGACAGCAGAGCAAUUAGGGGCGAUAGCCCAGCAGGCGGAGUCGACGCUGGCCCACGAGGAGUGAUUCGUCGAGCCGUCACUCGUCGUGGAAACUUGCUGCCCAAACCCAAGACCUUUUCCCGCGUUCGAGCCGCUUUAAUAGAGGAAAGUGCUCCUCUAGACAGCGAAGCCAAACGAGAAGCAGAAGUUAUCCGGCAGGUCCGCGAGAGUGAUUCUACUACAGAAGCGACAAGUCCUACUUUCCCUCUGGAUAAAUUAGAGGAGCUCACAUCGACUGCAUCUGUGUCGGAAGAGAAUCCGGUCUCAAAUCCCGAAAGCAGCUUUUCCAAUCAAGCCUCACUGAAUUCUGGUGGCGCCAAGUUCUGGGAAACAUUCGACGGACGCUAUCGAACUCCGCCUCCUCCAGGUCGUAUGUCAACGCAAUCUUCAGGUAUGAACGAAGACACUGCAAUGGAAACUCCGCAGUCAACGAUUGGAAGAGACACUGGCCGACGGUCUCCAGGGCCUCACACUGGCAAUCCGCCCCUAGCAAGCGAAUUCCACCGCAAACGCCGACGUGACGAUGAUCUGGACCCAGAGUCAUUCAAACGACGGGCAGUGUCUCCUGGCAUGAGCGUACAGAGCAGCCCCAUCUUGACACAUUCGCCGAUCGUCAAAGAUGCCAAUGCGUGGAUUGUACCUCCCAAGUCUCUUACACCACUUUUCCCUGAACAAAACCUCAACAACACAAACGGUGGUGUCAAGCCCAUGAGUUCAACGGUUGACAUUGCGUCGUCGUUCAUCGAGGGAGCUCCCCCAGGAGAGUUAUCUGAAGUCGUGAACGACAUCAAAGCCCUCACCGCUGACGGCCCGGACAUCAUCCCAUCGCUCGAGCCUGCUUUCAAGAAAUACAACGAAACACAACUAACCACGGUGAAGCUGCCUGGAAGCAGCCAAGAGGUGCUGGUUAGUGAGUUCAACCAGCUGGACGGAGACCGAUACUACGACAUUGAGAGCUCAACAUCGUUUGAAUUUGACCACGUUACUCAGACAGCUUCCGACGCCCAGUCAUACUCUUUUGAUUCUCAAAAUGCCGAUCUCGUGAAAUCGCUCCUCAAAUCUGUUUCUGCUCACGCUAAGGAACAUUAUCCCACCUCGUCCUACGGAGUGUACCCGAUUGAAGAUGACUCUGCCGUUGCCAUCGUGCUGGUCGCCAACAGAUACUCUCCCAACAACUACUGGAAUGGCCGCUACCGCUCAAUCUACCAAGUCCCCGUUUCCUCCUCCUCGGCCACAAUCACCGGCAACAUCCACGUCGACGUGCACUACUACGAAGACGGCAACGUGGCGCUGAGCAACAGCAAACCAGUGUCCAUCUCCGUGCCUUCUGUUUCUGCCGAUUCGAUUAUUUCCAAAAUCGCCGCCGCCGAGCGCGAUCACCAGGAGGAGCUUAACCGAGGCUUUAGCAGACUGGCCGAAGGCGCUUUCAAGAGCUUGCGACGACAGCUGCCCAUUACUCGACAAAAGGUUGAGUGGGAGAAGGUCGGAGGGUACAGAUUGGGUCAGGAUAUUUCUGGGGGUAGACGAUAG
Molecule: messenger RNA, 2721 nt
Organism: Talaromyces rugulosus
Lineage: Eukaryota; Fungi; Ascomycota; Eurotiomycetes; Eurotiales; Trichocomaceae
Exons: 9
Coding region: 1-2721 (906 amino acids)
Biological process (GO): barbed-end actin filament capping
Cellular component (GO): F-actin capping protein complex; site of double-strand break
Source: RefSeq, a predicted model, not a curated record